AAAGAUGUUCGAGCAGGUCAGUUCCGCAUCUACAAUCCCACCAACGACGGAGUUCUUUUCUCACGAACAAUUCAAGAACUCGAGACUGGGUAUGUCUCAGAUGCCAUUGAAACCUUCAAUGACCAAUGGUUCACCUUUGAAGUGGAAACAUUAGAACUCAUCAACAUUGAAUUUGACCUCAAGAAUACUGUCACGGAAUGUGUCCGAUUCGUGAGUAUUUACUCACAAGAAGCGACAAAUCGCACUUCGGAACCACCAACACCCUUGAUCAAAAUUCUGGAGACUACAGAACAACAGUACACCUUUGAUUCUGAAGUUGGGCUCGAACUUGGCAUUUCGAUCAAGUUCAGUUCUGAGUCUCUGUCGUCGCAAAGGCUGAGGUGGAGAUCAGUGCGAAGAUCCAUACAAACAUGCUGUGGGGCAUUACGAACAGUCAUGCUCAGACCUGGAAAACCUCUGUUCCCUUGAACGUCCCCGGGCACAAGACUUAUAAGGUCACUGUGACUGUGACCAAAUACACCAUCAGAGUGCCCUUCAAAGCGAAAUAGAAAUCUCCGGAAAACAAGAAGACGGUCAUUAUCCAGGGGGUUUCAAGGUUAUCAACAGUUCGCAAUUGAAGACCAACUUCUACGAAGUCGAUAAAUCAAAGUCUCCUUGAAAUGGUAGGUACUACCUAUGGGCUUAGAAG
Bipolaris sorokiniana ND90Pr is the source of this 688-nucleotide messenger RNA. RefSeq lists its product as uncharacterized. The transcript has a single exon. The annotation marks the transcript as partial. NCBI's taxonomy places the organism in Eukaryota, Fungi, Ascomycota, Dothideomycetes, Pleosporales, Pleosporaceae. The record is from RefSeq and is a predicted model, not a curated record.